AUGCAUGGAAAUAUCAUCUUCUUGGCUACUCUGGUCUGGUCUGGUCUGGUCUGGUCUGCUCUGUUUGUGUGGUCUAUCCUUGCUGACUUCCGGGCGUUGGCGUUGAUUAUAGCCCGAGUCUCACGUCGAUCAAUACAACCUUCAACCGAGUCUGGAUCUGCGGCCGGCAAGCAGGAUGACAAGAAAUACAAAGGAGGUCACGAGAAGAGAUUGAGAACGGUGUGCGACGGUACAAAGAUCGAGAGUGGAGACUACAAGGACAAGGCCAAGGGCAAGGGCAAAGCAUCUCCAAAGGACAGCCAGGAGGAAGUUGAACGGGAUGAUGAGAUGUGCUCUGACAAGGCUGAGCGUGAGAGGGUCGAUAUCAAUCCACGAGAAGAGACGUUCAGCAAUGCUAGGACCUCUCGGAAGCCAACCUCACUUUCACAUCCACAGAAACAGCAAGAGAAGCAGCAGCAGACAACUCCCCGUCCAGUCUGUGCAUAUCACACAGGCGGAGUCUCUCACAAGACCUUUACAUGCUGCGGCAAACAUGUCUCCCUACCAGGCUGUACCACCGAACUCACCCAUACCUUUCCUCCGCCCGACGACCAAUUCAUCCAGCAGUAUUGGAUGUAUCAUCGCACUCCUGCAGAUCCUGCUGUUGACAUUGCUGGCAUCACUUCGUCUCUUGCAGGGGUUGAGAACAUGCAGAUAAGAGCCCAAACACAGACACAGACGCAGGCGCAGACGGGCAUACCGACCCGAGAAGUCAGCAACAGCAACAGCAACAGCAGCAUCAACAGCAGCAUCAACAGUCAGCAUCACAUACCACGCUACCACUACCAACAAAACACCUCCACAUCGACAACAUCCACCCCCUUUCCAACCCAACGACGGACCUUCGAUCAGACCCUGAUCCCACAGUCUCACCAUGGCGCAACACCCGUCCAAGGCACUGACACCCAUACCCAUACUCAUACCCACACCCAUCAACCCAAUCCAAACCUCUACCCCCAACCCAGCCUCACGCAACGAGUUCCCAAACCAUUCUCCAAACCAAAAGCAAAAGCAACAACAAAAUCAAAAGCAAUAUCCCUGGACUGCGAAAUGGGCAUCUCCACACUCAACGACCCCGAAUUGAUCCGCCUGACCGCCAUCGACUUCUUCACCGCCGAGCCCCUGAUCGACAGCCUCGUCCAGCCCUCCGUGCCCAUGAAACACUACAACACGCGCUACUCGGGCGUGACGGCCGCGGACAUGCGCCACGCCGUGCGAACCCGCCGCUGCAUCUUCGGCCGCGACGCCGCGCGCGACAUGUUGUGGCGCCACGUCGGCCCGGACACGGUGGUCGUCGCGCACGGCGGCCAGAACGAUCUGAGUGCCCUGCGCUGGAUCCAUGGGAAGGUCAUCGACACUUGUGUUUUGCAGGCGUAUUUGGACGGACCAAUGACAAAGACUGAGGGUGGUAGGUCGUUGAAAAAUUUGUGUCGUGUCAUGCUGGGCAUUGAGGUGCAGAAAGGGGAUGGGAAGGAGAGAAAGAAGGAGAAGGGAAAACAGAAACAAAAUCGAGGACAGAAUCAGGGACAGACACAAGGUCAGCUGGAAGGACAGGAACACAGUCAGAAACAGCAACACGCGCACUCAUCGGCAGAUAUGGCAUCAACAUCCGGAACAGCAUCAGGAACUGGGUCAGUCUCAGGGUCGAGGAUACAACCACACCCACAAUCACAACCACAAUCACAACCACAAUCACAACCACAAUCACAACCACAAUCACAACCACAAUUGUACCAACCACAACCACAACGACCACAGCUCGGCCAUGAUAGUUACGAAGAUGCAAUGGCUUGUCGGGAAUUACUUAUUCAAUGGGCGGCGAGGAUUCCGGAUGUCUAG
This is a messenger RNA of Capronia coronata CBS 617.96, 1878 nucleotides long. RefSeq lists its product as uncharacterized. Lineage: Eukaryota; Fungi; Ascomycota; Eurotiomycetes; Chaetothyriales; Herpotrichiellaceae. Gene Ontology annotation, cellular component: nucleus. Gene Ontology annotation, molecular function: exonuclease activity; nucleic acid binding. The coding region runs from base 1 to 1878 and encodes 625 amino acids. The transcript is spliced from 2 exons. The record is from RefSeq and is a predicted model, not a curated record. Gene Ontology annotation, biological process: ribosomal large subunit assembly; rRNA processing.